Molecule: messenger RNA, 1392 nt
Organism: Boleophthalmus pectinirostris (great blue-spotted mudskipper)
Lineage: Eukaryota; Metazoa; Chordata; Actinopteri; Gobiiformes; Gobiidae
Gene: adprhl1
Product: ADP-ribosylhydrolase like 1
Exons: 7
Coding region: 29-1105 (358 amino acids)
Biological process (GO): protein de-ADP-ribosylation
Molecular function (GO): ADP-ribosylarginine-[protein] hydrolase activity; magnesium ion binding
Source: RefSeq, a predicted model, not a curated record
AUUUGAAAGUAGUUGUAUUGUUGUGGACAUGGAUAAGUUCAAGGCAGGUAUGGUUCUAGGAGCUGUGGGGGAUGCUUUGGGGUACAAGAAGGGCCGCUGGGAAGGCUGCACUUCGGGGAAGAAGAUCCAGGAAGAACUGGCCUCUCUGGGAGGACUUGGGGCCCUAAAACUAGACUCGGACAACUGGCCUCUGAGUGACGCCACACUGAUGCACAUGACCACAGCAGAGGCCCUCAUCACAGAUUACUGGUGUCUGGAGGACCUGUACCGUGAGCUGGUGCGUCUGUACGUUGAAGCUAUGGUCUGUCUCCAAGGCCGAGUGCCCGACCCGUUCACAGUGGAAGGCUGUGUCCACCUCAAACCACACAACUACCUGCUGGCCUGGCACACCCCCUUCAAUGAGAAAGGGUCCGGGUUUGGGGCAGCUGCCAAGGCCAUGUGCGUGGGAAUGAGGUACUGGCAACCGGAGAGAUUAGACAACCUGGUGGAGGUCAGCAUCGAGAGCGGGAGGAUGACACACAACCAUCCAACAGGCUUCCUGGGCUCUCUGGCCACAGCGUUGUUUGCGUCGCUUGCGAUCCAGGGGAAACCUCUGGUGAGUUGGGGCCGUGAGCUGAUGACAGUGAUCCCAAAGGCCGAGGAGUACUGCAGGAAGACCAUCCGACACAUGGCAGAGUAUCAAGAAAACUGGUUCUACUUUGAGGCCAAGUGGCAAUUUUAUCUUGAGGAGAGAGAGAUCGAGAAUGAGGGGCAGAACAAACCUGUAUUUCCAAACCCAUACGAUGCAGAAGAGACAGACAAAAUGUAUAAGCGGUGGAGUUCAGAGGGCAGAGCGGGGCGCAGAGGGCAUGACGCUCCAAUGAUCGCCUAUGAUGCUCUGUUAGCGGCGGGAAGUGACUGGAAUGAAUUGUGCCGAAGAGCCAUGUUCCACGGAGGUGAGAGUCCCGGGACAGGUCUAAUCGCCGGAUGUCUCUUCGGUCUCCUGCACGGACUCAGCUCGGUCCCCUCCGGUCUGUAUCAGGACCUGGACAAACGCGCGCGGCUGGAGGAGCUCGGAGAAGCGCUUUACAAAGCCGCCUCCAAAGACAAGGGCAUAGACAAGUAAAUGCUAUAUCCCACUGCACUGGCCUGUCCCCUACUGGCUGUAUGAAGAACUGCACUUAACUUUGGCUUGUCUUUUGACCAACUCAACCCCCUGGUCCUCCCCAAAAGAAGCCCAUUAUGGUAUAUUAAGACUUAUCUGCCCACAAUCUCCCUUACGUUAUUCACAGAGGAACUGGAAAAAUCUAUAGCUAUUGCUGAAUCUAACAGCAUAGAUCAUUUUGUAAAAAUUGACAUGUUAGUAACAUAAUGAUGUUUUCAUUAAUGUGAAUAAAAACCUGUGCAAACUGC